Messenger RNA from Rotaria sordida, 1566 nucleotides. Lineage: Eukaryota; Metazoa; Rotifera; Eurotatoria; Philodinida; Philodinidae. The record is from the annotation of a GenBank genome assembly.
AUGAUAAAACUUAAUCGUGCAUCUGGUGUUCUUGCCCAUAUUACUAGCCUUCAUGGACCAAAUGGUAUUGGCGAUAUUGGUAAUGAAGCCUAUAAGUUUAUCGAUUUCCUAUAUAAAUGUAAUCAAAAAGUUUGGCAGAUUCUUCCUUUAACUGCCAGUGAAAAACCGUCACCAUAUUCUGGCACAUCAGCAUUUGCCGGUAAUCCAUUAUUGAUUAGUUUAGAAAAAUUAGUUGACAAUGGUCUACUUGUUCAGUCGGACAUUGAAUCAAAUCGACCAACAUUUGGUGAUCGAAUUGAACAUAAUAAAGUAUUUCAAUGGAAACCUAAUAUAUUGAAUCGAGCAUAUAAUAAUUAUAAACAAAAUUAUUUAGGAAAACUUAAAAAUGAAAUUGAUACAUUCGCUAAAAAAGAACAUUAUUGGCUUGAUGAUUAUACACUUUAUAUGGCAAUUAAAGCUGAACAAAAUAAUCAAACAUGGUCAAAAUGGCCACAAGGAUUAAAACAAUAUGAUAAAAAACUUUUAGAACAAAAGCGACAUGAACAUGCAGACGCUAUUGAUCAACAUCGAUUUCUUCAAUAUAUAUUUUUUCAACAAUGGCAUCAAUUAAAACGGUAUGCUAAUCAACAUGAAAUUACAAUUAUUGGUGACAUGCCUCUCUAUGUUGAUUAUGAUAGUGCAGAUGUUUGGGCAAAUCAGUCACUAUUUCAACUUGAUCCAACAACUUCUUUACCGAGAGUAGUGUCAGGUAUUCCGCCUGAUUCAAUAGAGCGCGAUGGACAAUUAUGGAAUAAUCCGAUCUGUGAUUGGACUGGGAAUCUACGUAAAACAAAUUUCGAUUGGUGGACAAGACGUUUGAAAAAAUGUUUGGAAACAGUUGAUGUUCUUCGUAUUGAUCAUUUUCGUGGUUUAGAAGCUUAUUGGGCUAUUCCGAUGGGAUCAGAUGGAAAACCUAAAUCACCAAGUAAAGGUGCAUGGAUAAAAGGCUGUGGUGAUGAAUUUUUAACAGUAGUAAUCAAGGUACUCGGUAAUGAUUUACCAUUAAUUGUAGAAGAUUUAGGUCAUUUAACAAAAGAAGUAUUUGAUCUUCGCGACAAAUAUGGUCUUAUCGGCAUGCGUGUUCUUCAUUUUGCUUUUGGAUCUGAUCCAAAUAAUCUGUAUUUACCACAUAAUUAUGUUCAAAAUUGUGUUGUUUAUACAGGAACUCAUGAUAAUAAUACAUCACUUGCAUGGUUUCGUCAGAAUGCAACGAAAAAGGAAAAAGAAAAUUUAAUCAAAUAUUUACAAAAAGAAGGUGAUCCAGAACAUAAUAUUAAUUGGGAUUUAAUUCGAUUAGUACAUGCUAGCGUAGCUAAUUUAUCUAUUGUUCUAUUUCAAGAUAUACUUGGACUUGCAGAAGAUUGUCAAAUGAAUAAUCCAGCAUUUACACCGGAUUAUGAAGAGAAUUGGAACUGGCGAUUUAAAUGGAAACAAUUAAAACAAUCAGACAAAGAUAAACUUAAAUUAUUAACAAAUAUCUAUGGACGAUAUAGACCUAAAGAACGAUUAGAAGAAUCAACUAAAUAA